Mytilinidion resinicola is the source of this 1772-nucleotide messenger RNA. RefSeq names its product alpha-ketoacid dehydrogenase kinase. NCBI's taxonomy places the organism in Eukaryota, Fungi, Ascomycota, Dothideomycetes, Mytilinidiales, Mytilinidiaceae. Bases 8 to 1390 code for a protein of 460 amino acids. The transcript has 4 exons. Gene Ontology annotation, molecular function: pyruvate dehydrogenase (acetyl-transferring) kinase activity. Gene Ontology annotation, cellular component: mitochondrion. The record is from RefSeq and is a predicted model, not a curated record. Gene Ontology annotation, biological process: regulation of glucose metabolic process; protein phosphorylation.
CCAGAACAUGCCACCACACAGCAAUGCGCUCCGCGCGUGCGUAAUUCAUCGCUGGCCCGGUCCAAGAGCCCGCCCCUCCGCCGUGACUGUUUGCGCGCGCGGGCAGAGACACGCCCAUGCUGCUGCUGUCGCCCCGGCCUGGCGACCCUCUUCGGCGCUCGACGAAUGGGUUCAGCGAGAGGCCCAGCCGAUCAGCUUGCGGCGGCUCACUUUCUUUGGACGGACGCUGACCGAGUCUCGUCUGCUCGAUGCUGCCAACUACUGCAGACUCGAAUUGCCGACGAGGCUCUCGCACCGCCUCCGUGAUAUGCAGACACUGCCCUAUGUGGUCGUUACCAAUCCGCACAUAGCCCACGUCUACGAGCUCUACUACCGCGCCUUCGAGCGCCUUCGCCGCAUGCCAGAAAUAAAAACACUCGACGACAACGACGAGUUCUGCAAACUGGUGGAGGAGACAUUGCGGGAGCAUGCGUCCGUCAUACCACGGCUCGCAAUUGGCGUGCUGGAGAUCCAUGGUCUGAUGAAACCCGAAGAGACGGAUAAAUUCAUCUUCACGCUCUUGAGAUCCCGAAUAUCAAGACGCGUGAUUGCGGAGCAGCAUCUUGCCUUGACUGAGACCUUUCAUGCCCCUUGGCAUUUCCCAAAUGCUCAGCCAUUGAAUGACCCAAGCACAGAUAUCGUAGGAGAGAUAUUCUUAAAGUGCAAUGCAAAGGAGAUUGUCGAGAGAUGUGCUGCAGCCACACAUGUGUUGAUGGAGAAAACGUACGGAUCAGAUCUAGCCUUACCAGAAGUCAAGAUCCAGGGCCACUUGGACGCCACCUUCCCCUACAUUCUAAGCCACCUUGAAUACAUCGUCGGAGAACUGCUCAGGAACUCAAUACAAGCCGUCAUUGAGCGGAGGAGACACAAGGGCGAUAAGGUGCCACCCAUAGAAGUCCUCAUUUGCGAGACUGCUCAGCACGUCAUCAUUCGAAUAUCAGAUCAAGGCGGUGGUGUACCAAGGGAUAUCCUGCCGCAUCUUUGGUCCUUCAGCAAAGGCCCCAGACGAGAAAAGAGGCUAGAGAACCUUCAUAGAGUGCCCAAGCUGCUAGCUACCAUGCAGGAGCUCCAGGUUCCCGGCGAUCACGGACCCUCUCACAAGCAAGGAAAGAAGCACCAAAAAGAUGAUACAAGCCUCCACUACAGCUCUCUCUCAUCACUGACUAGUCGACCACCUGACCUGCGUCUCGGCAUUGGCCUACCCAUGAGUCGAAUCUAUGCAGAAUAUUGGGCAGGUAGCUUGGAGCUUCAUAGUCUGGAAGGUUACGGUUGCGACGCCUUCCUCCAGAUAUCAAAACUGGGCAAUAAGAACGAGCGUCUCACGACUCGAGCAAGCAUGGAUGCGGUGUAAUGGUGCAAGAACCAACACGUUUCUUCGCUACCACGCUAAUGCCUCAGCGACGUGUAAAGACUACAUAUCACACAAAAGCUUCAUCUGUCAAUGCCUUUGCGGCAAGGGAGAUGUCAGUUGGAGAUUGCUAUCAAUAUAGCAGAUGAAUGCCGCGACAUGAGGAUCGCCGGUGGCAUCGCAACCUAUAAGAAGCACAAUACCUUCUGCGUAUUUAAUGCGUGUUAACACAGGUAUUUCUAGACGAAAAGUAGCAGACGAAAAGCCUUAGAGCUGAGUUGCAAGUGCGAUCCCCAAUUUUGGAAAGGCAAGGACUGCAAUGGCAUGCUGUGUCUUUAUCUUAGCUAUCAAACAGGAAACUGCAGUCGUUGCCAUUCUACCUCAG